Messenger RNA from Trichoplusia ni (cabbage looper), 4540 nucleotides. RefSeq names its product serine-rich adhesin for platelets-like. Lineage: Eukaryota; Metazoa; Arthropoda; Insecta; Lepidoptera; Noctuidae. The coding region runs from base 456 to 3821 and encodes 1121 amino acids. The transcript is spliced from 3 exons. The record is from RefSeq and is a predicted model, not a curated record.
CUUACAGGUUCGUGGAUUUCAUGUUGUUACGUCAUCUGUUAUUUAAUUAGAACCUGUUGGACGUUGUUCGCGUCAUUAUGCUGUCUUCAAUACCAAAGAUAUAUUAAGUCCAUCAAACAAAAUAGUCAUUGCAUUCCGAUGCAACGUUUUACUAAAUUAGUGAUGCAUGAAAUCGUAGGAACGCAUUUGCCAAUCCGCGUAUUUAAAACAUCAAAAUUAGAGAAUAAAAUAAUCCUCUGUAACGGUAUCAUAACAGUAAGACGUAUGAAAUACAAUUGAUUCAUAAGUAACAUUAUUAUCUAAACAUAUGAUACAACUUAUAUAAUAACAGCCGUAGCGGUUGCACGAUGGUGUGUCUGUUUGAAAACACGACCAUUGUGCGGCGCUACUCCCUCGCCUCCACUUGACUUCAGAUACGCAAUCACGCACAGCGACCGCUUCACUAACUCUGCGAUAUGUCGGCUGGGUACGCGCGGUCCUUCGUGAUUUCCUUGGCAAUCGCGAUAGCAAUAACUAAAUCACCUGCCAGUGGCUUCACUAUCGGUCGGUCACAUAAUAUCUUGAGUCAAUCGCCAGAUCUAGACACAGGAGAGAGUACACAGCUUGAGGUUAGGUAUGAUUUAAAAUCAGCUCAGGACUCAGAUCAAAACGUCACCGCUAAAGUUAAGGGAUCAGAUACAGCUGUAAUUGCAAUCAACGAUCCGAAAAAUAAAGAUACGAAAAUCGAUAACGAUGGGAAAAUUCCAAAAGUACUAACUAUUGCCAAUCAGAUAGCAGACGAGGAGUUACUACCAUCAGAAUUAAAAAAAACUAAUUUAUCUGCUGACACAACAACUACUACUUCAACGGCAGGAACGAAUAACUCUCACAUUACAACGACUUCAAGCACCAGCCAGACAGCGACAAAGAGUCCCGAAAAAAAUGAAGAGCGCUUAACGACACUUCAAAAUAUUGUUCCUACUGGAACAUUUAAUCGAAAGGAAUCUUUGGGUAACACUCUAAACACAAUUCAACAAGGAAACGUAACAAGCACAUCAGCAGACAUCCUAAGUAAGGGCAAUUCAAAUACAACGGAUCUCAGUUCGAAAGACAAUAUUUCUACUGAAGCGUCAUUGCCAGAGCAAACCACAAAUAAUUUGUUAGAAAACGCAACAGUAAAACCUACAGAUAUCAGUACUACGCCAAGCAGUUCUACGGAACAUAUAGACGUGACUAGUUUAACACCUGGAAACAAUAGUCAUUUACAUAAUGAUAGCACUACGAAACAGAACAUUUCAAACUUUAUAAACAUCGAUCAAAAUAUUUCGGAAACAAAAAAAGACGAAGAAAAUAAAACCCUGAAAUCGGAUGAGUCUACUGUCUCAACGACUUCUCGUGCACCAGAAACAGACGUAACAAGCAUAUCGCAAGAAUUUACUACGGAAUGGUAUGUUACUACAGACGAUUAUAAUACGGACACAGCAUCUGCAGACUAUGUUCCUCCAGCGCUGCCGCAUUGGAAAAAAUAUACAACUAUUGACAGGAAACGCAUAAGCACUGAAAGUGCUCUAACGAAUGCACCAGAAAACGAUAUGACAAAAGCAGAAACUGCCCAAACUCGUAUCAGUCUAGAUAAAGUUUUUAUUAUGACACCAAUUCCAUCAUUAGAAAAACUAAAGAAUGAUUUGAUAAAUGCUCAAGAAUCGACGACAGUAAUGACGACGAUGAUGAUGACGACACAACAAGUUGAAGAGCCGAACGCCACCGAUGUAAGCGUCACCCUUGCACCAGUAUCCGGCACGCAGGCUGUUACACAAAUGAUGGCUGCUGAUGUCGAACCUGUCACGACGAAACAAGAACUGGUGUCCAAAAGAGCAGGGUACAUACACAACGUCGAGGUGUCAGCGCCCAAGGCAGACGAAAUAACUACUUCAGAACUCCCACCAAAAGCGACGGUGAAUGAUACUGAAAUGUUUGGUACUAUGUAUGAGACUGAGCCAGGUGAAACUGAUACGCCAGAAAACAAGAAUAUUACUGGCCUGGAGUCGCAAAGCCAACUGGCAGAGGAUGCGAUCAAGGAAGAAUUAUUAAGAGAGGAAACUCUGAACGACGAAGAGAAUGCAAAACGUUAUCGAGACGAACGACUUAUUGUAACGAACGUGAAGUCACUGAAGGAGUGGAAGACAACUGACAAUGUCACUACAGGUCAAGACGCAGUUACUGAGGACAUGCUAAGCGUUCAACCAAUCAGCCCAGGUAAAAAGAAGCUCGCAGGGCUUUAUGCAGUAAGCCCUAAUUACAAGCCUCUCAAGAAAUUAGAUGUCCAGCCACCGAAACAGUUCGUACGAGAUCCAGACGACAACAGUUGGAGGAAUGAAAGCAUCAGCUCUCUCGGAAUAGUGUUUAAACCAAAAAAUGCUUCCAAAUCCUUUACAGAAGUUUUAAAGAAUAAAACAGAGACCGAGUGGGCUAACAUGACAGAAAAAGACAACAAAGAUGGUGUUCCAGACUUAAGAGUUAGGUUAGAGAAAAUCGCUGAAGUAAGAAAAUCUAAAAAGAAGAGGGUGAACAAGUUUGGUGAUACCGUUUACAGUGAUUAUGAAGAAACUUCAGGAGAAAAUAUCAGCACAUCGAAAGUUGAAGAUGUGACUGUACCGAUGAGCCCAGAAACAAUACUUUCUUCGACAACGCCUUCCCCAUCGAAACCGACCUCAGAGUUCGACUUAACAGUGAAUGCUAUAUCAAAAGAAAACAUGAACAUAUUUAAAAACGACCUUACAACUCCCUUAACGACAAACAAGCCUAAGAAAUUCUACAACUUAGCCGAGUACUACGAUACUACAGAUGAGUAUGAUGCUGAUUAUGUUAAUCUCUCCAAAAUAGACUUGAAGAAAUUUACUCAGCCUUUUAAAGCUACCCACGUGUCUGUCACUCAACCUCCGGAACUGCUGCGUACAAAACCGAUGAGAGAAUACCAACCGGAGAGGAAAGCGACCGUGCAGUACUUCCCCCCGACACAGAAAGUAACACAAAAAGUUAAUGUAAACGACUACGACCACGAUUUCAAUAGAAAAGUAAACUUGUACACAUUUAAAGAACCUCCUCAAAAUGUGUUAUCUGUAACAUACGCGACAGCUUCUCCACUCCACACAGAAAAGAACGAACAAUUAAAUAAGUUAACAGUGAAACCUGCUUUUACGCCAAUGUACAGACCUGACAGCUUAGACAAAAACCUGUAUUUGACGAACCCGCCGCGCGUGACCGAGCCCCCUAACGGAUUUGUAGUAAACGAUGGAAAUUUCAACAGAGCUUCAUACGUAAUCAAACAUUACAGGGACUUUAUUAACGAGGCAGCGAAGGAGAGCGACGACGACAGGAGCUCAGAGUUUCUUCCCUACACGCGGUCACCACUGCAGGGAGUCACAAUGAAUGACCUGGCGAAGUUAACAACACUUAAAGAUCCUAAUCAGGGCGAUGACGAUUAUGAUUACGAAACAAAAUUCCGAAAAGAUAUUCUAAAUAGAUUCGUGGACAAUUUCAACCAGAAUAGUGAACGAUUCAAGGUUGACUUUCCCAUACUGUACAACAACAGUGUGGUGCACCGGAGCCCGGCGGAGGGCAAGGUGGCGUCGUCCAGCGCCUUCAUGAAGCGGCUGUACGACGUGAGCAACCCGCGGCCCUCCAACAUCCUGGCGCCCGCCAAGCCGUGCGACCCGCACUGCGACAACCUCACGGUGGAGCUGUCGCCCGCCUACGAGCUGCACUACUACGUGCCCGAGCAGGAGGAGAAGGAGGAGAUGGAGCCGCGGCCCAUCACCAUGCCGCAGCGGUACCGGUUAUGAAACCCGCGGCGGGGGCCUCUGCGGAAUGUUAGCGACAAUCAAUAGUAUUUUAUUGGUGUUAGUUUGCCCAACCUGCGGCUGAGUGAAUAUUAAUUAGUAUAAAGAAACAUCGCAAACAAGUACUCGCUAGGAACGGAAAGUUGUACUUUAAUAGACGUGGUACUUAAUAUAAAUAAGAAAAUGUAUUUGUGUUACACUUGUCUUGGCAGUCAUCAAAUACUAUAGAGACUUAUAUUACUUAUAAGUAUUUUGUACCUCUACAAAUAUAACUGCCAAAUUACCAAAGACAAUUUAGGGUAAAUAUUAAUGUGUAAAAUAACUUCUGUUUUAUAAAAGAUACAAGGGAAAAGAUUGGUCUUGAAUUGUUGGUUUAAUUAAGAACAAUCCCGCAUCAACAGCGGAAGAUGAAUAGUUGAACUAUGAAGGCCUGUAUUACAUAGUAAGCUGUUGUGUAAAUAUUUACAUUUGUAGAUGUAACUGUAACUGGGCUCUCACCAGUUACACGCGUGACUUUCUCUUUCAUGUUGGCUGCACCAUCACACACUACUGUAGCAUCGGAGUUCUUAUCAUUGUCUCAUAGCUUUAUUAGUUCUAUAUAAUAUGGUGUCUCACUUCAUACGCUGACAAGUCAAGUAUGUUAUUGUCGGGAUAAAUGACAAAUAUGAUCGACGCAGGAGACGUUGUGAGUUUGUGAUAAUAAAUUACAAUUUAUGUAAUAA